UGGCACGCGCUUAUAAAUGUUGCUAGCGCCGGGACGCGGGUAAGCUAAGCUAACGCAGCGCUUUCGGCCUGAAACCUCGCAAGAAAAUGGGAAUAGCGGACGAAGCGGACCGGACUCUGUUUGUGGGGAAUUUGGACCCUCAGGUGACAGAGGAGCUGCUGUUCGAGCUGUUUUUACAGGCUGGACCUUUGGUCAAAGUCAAAAUCCCAAAAGAUAAUGAUGGAAAGUCCAAACAGUUUGCCUUUGUGAACUUCAAGCAUGAGGUCUCUGUGCCUUAUUGCAUGAACCUGCUGAACGGAGUCCGGCUGUAUGGAAGGCAGCUCAACAUACAGUACAGGGCAGGUAGCAGUCAUAUUAAUCAAGAGGGUAAAAGUCCUGCAAACUCUCAAAACAGCAGUCCAGUGAACUCACCCAAUCACCGUGGCGGAAGGUAUGAUAGGACCCCAGACCAGAUGAGCUCUCCAUCCUACUCCCCUCCACAGAACCUGCAGAGGAGUUUUUCUUCACCAGACACUCUCCAGAGACAAGCAAUGAUGAACAACAUGUUGCAGGUCCGUAUGCAUCAGAUGCAGCAGCUAAACGGAGCUUUCCAGCUUGGCUUGAAUCAACAACCGCAGCAGCAGCAAUUCAGGGGUGGGAAUGGUAGCCCCUGGCAUCAGGAGAGCCCACCUUACAGGGGUCACCGCCACCAGCAACAAGACAACAGUGGCUAUCACAGCCGGGACCACCGGCAUGGCAGCAGCCAUCACCACGAUAGCCAGCGAAGUGAUUUCUACCAGCACGAUGAUCGUGGAGGAGGCCGAAGCAGAGAUUAUCCCCCAGACAGACGCAGAGACUACGGAGAUGGGGGAAGGGACAGGCGCUGGAAAUGAUUGGGAAACCGCAUGAAAUUUUAAUUUUUUUUUUUUGUGAAACAAGUGAAACAAGGACUGUGUUAAAGAAAAAUACUAUUGUUUUAUAUGGUUUGCUAAAAGAGUUUUUUUUUUUUUUUUUUUAUUAUUAACGGAUGAGUUUCCCGGUGUUUGCAGCUUUUGUGAUUUAUAAUGAUGUUGACUUUUAAAUGAUUUUAAAGCAGCUAUGAAAUUUGUUUGAAUAACGACCUUAACAUUUGUGACCUUCAUAUCUUACCAGUAAUAUUAUACAAUAUGGCAUUUUACUGAACUUUUUUAAAUACUUAUGUCCAUCUCAGGGGUCAAUGCCCAAAAAACAUCUGAUGUACUAUUUGUUUUUACCCCCAAAAAAGAUAUGUUUCAGAUGUGGCCUUCUUUUUAAUCCAGAUAAAUGUUUUUAAACUGCAAGAUUUACCAUGGCAUUCACCGCACAAUAAUUUAUAUUGUGGCACUAAAUAUGUAGUGAAUGUUUUGGUAAAUUCUACUCUUUUUAUGUACUUCACCAGCAGAAGAUGUUUUUUUACAGCAAGUGUAUGUACUGGUCCUUGAUUAAUGAACAUGUACUUAAAUUGAGUGUUCUGUUUUAGAAAAAUACUUUCUUACUUUCUGUAUUUUAUUUUUAUUUUUGUCCCCCUCUCAGGAGUUUUUAGCAAUUGUAUUUCUCUGUCAUAUUCUACCUGUCAGAAAUGUUAAUUGGAGGUUUUCCGAUAUAUAUUUACAGAUUUUUAGCAGUGUGUAUUCUUUCCCCAGGCCUGAGAAAAGUGACAAAAAUAACUUUGUACAUUUGUAAAUACAGCAUCGUUUUUAAAGGAAA
Messenger RNA from Astyanax mexicanus (Mexican tetra), 1704 nucleotides. RefSeq names its product RNA binding motif protein 7 (gene rbm7). Gene Ontology annotation, biological process: regulation of alternative mRNA splicing, via spliceosome. Gene Ontology annotation, cellular component: nucleus. NCBI's taxonomy places the organism in Eukaryota, Metazoa, Chordata, Actinopteri, Characiformes, Acestrorhamphidae. The record is from RefSeq and is a predicted model, not a curated record. The transcript has 5 exons. Bases 87 to 872 code for a protein of 261 amino acids. Gene Ontology annotation, molecular function: single-stranded RNA binding.